AAUGGGGCGCUGAGAGGAGCGGCCACGGCGCUCGCUUAGCCCUCCACCCCGUACGGUUCAGCCUAUCCCGGGCGGUCUCGGCUCGGCUCGGCUCCCUGCCGCUGGGCGGCUGGAGCAGGGGGGAGGGGAGCCGCAAGGACAUGGGCCGGCUCUGAAGGCCGAGGGAGGGCAGCCUACGUGUGUGCCGCCCCGUAUUUUACUAACUGCUUGCUGUCGGGUUUAUUUAUUUCUUUUUCUUCGCGCGCCCCCCCCUUCCCCCUUCCCCACCUCAAGGCGGAGGGAGAACAGUCCCCUCCCUUCCCUCCCUCGCCGUGCGCCUAUGGCUCCCGCUCCUCGCAGCGUCCCCGGGAAAUAAAAUCCGCCCGGGGCUGGGUGCCGCCCCCCGCCUCCACGCACACACCCGCGGGGAGCGGCCGAGGCGGGGGAGCGCCCUCCCGGGAGAACAUGGAGGGCCCCUCGGGCUCGGCGCAGGGCAGCGAGCGGCCGCUGCUUACCGUCACGCACGAGCUGAAGAACGCAAAUUUGACAGGCCAUGCAGAGAAAGUUGGCAUUGAGAACUUUGAACUCUUAAAAGUCCUUGGAACUGGGGCAUAUGGAAAAGUGUUCCUAGUAAGGAAAGUAAGCGGCCAUGAUGCUGGAAAGUUGUAUGCCAUGAAAGUACUGAAGAAAGCAACAAUAGUUCAAAAAGCCAAAACAACUGAGCACACAAGGACAGAACGACAAGUAUUGGAACACAUUAGGCAGUCACCAUUUUUGGUCACAUUGCAUUAUGCCUUCCAGACAGAUACAAAGCUUCAUCUCAUUUUAGACUAUAUAAAUGGAGGAGAACUGUUCACUCAUCUUUCACAAAGAGAGAGAUUCUCAGAAAAUGAGGUGCAAAUUUACAUUGGGGAAAUUGUUUUGGCACUUGAACAUCUACACAAGUUGGGAAUUAUAUAUCGCGAUAUAAAACUUGAGAAUAUUCUCCUGGAUUCUGAUGGCCACGUGGUGCUGACAGACUUUGGUCUGAGUAAGGAGUUUCUUACUGAUGAGAAUGAGAGAGCAUAUUCUUUCUGUGGAACAAUAGAAUACAUGGCUCCAGAUAUUGUAAGAGGAGGAGAUACAGGACAUGAUAAGGCUGUUGAUUGGUGGAGUGUUGGUGUUCUUAUGUAUGAAUUGCUAACUGGAGCAUCACCAUUUACGGUCGAUGGAGAGAAGAAUUCUCAAGCUGAAAUUUCUAGGAGAAUAUUGAAAAGUGAGCCACCUUACCCACAAGAAAUGAGUGCACUGUCAAAGGAUAUAAUUCAGCGCCUUUUGAUGAAAGACCCCAAGAAGAGACUAGGUUGUGGUCCAACUGAUGCUGAUGAAAUCAAACAGCAUCCCUUUUUCCAGAAUAUAAAUUGGGAUGAUUUAGCUGCCAAAAAAGUGCCAGCUCCAUUUAAACCAGUAAUUAGAGAUGAGUUGGAUGUCAGUAACUUUGCAGAAGAGUUUACAGAAAUGGACCCAACAUAUUCUCCUGCAGCAACCCCUCAGACUUCAGAAAAAAUAUUUCAGGGAUAUUCUUUCGUUGCACCUUCUAUUUUGUUUAAACGCAAUGCAGCUACAGUAGAUCCUGUUCAGUUUUAUGUGGGGGAUGAGCGACCUGGAACUACAACUAUUGCCAGAAGUGCUAUGAUGAAGGACUCUCCAUUUUUUCAACAUUAUGAACUGGAUCUGAAAGAGAAACCAUUGGGAGAAGGAAGUUUUUCCAUUUGUCGAAAGUGCUUACACAAGAAAACUAGCCAGGAGUAUGCAGUAAAAAUAAUUAGCAAAAGGAUGGAAGCGAACACCCAGAGAGAAAUAACAGCUCUGAAACUCUGUGAAGGACACCCCAAUGUAGUGAAGUUGCAUGAAGUUUAUCAUGACCAGCUUCACACUUUUCUAGUAAUGGAAUUACUGAAAGGAGGAGAAUUGCUUGAACGUAUUCAGAAGAAGCAGCAUUUCAGUGAGACAGAAGCCAGUCAUAUUAUGCGCAGACUUGUUUCGGCAGUGAGCCACAUGCAUGAUGUGGGAGUGGUCCAUAGAGAUCUGAAACCUGAGAAUUUGUUGUUUACAGAUGAAACUGAUAAUUCAGAAAUAAAAAUAAUUGAUUUUGGCUUUGCUCGUUUAAAACCACCUGACAAUCAGCCUCUUAAGACUCCAUGUUUUACUCUGCAUUAUGCUGCCCCAGAGCUCUUUAAUCACAAUGGUUAUGAUGAAUCUUGUGAUCUCUGGAGUUUGGGAGUCAUUCUGUAUACGAUGUUAUCAGGACAGGUACCGUUUCAGUCUCAAGACAAAAGUUUAACAUGUACCAGUGCAUUGGAAAUAAUGAAAAAAAUAAAGAAGGGAGAAUUUUCCUUUGAAGGGGAAGCUUGGAAAAAUGUUUCUGAAGAGGCCAAAGAGUUAAUUCAAGGACUUCUGACAGUGGAUCCAAACAAAAGAAUUAAGAUGUCCAGUCUGAGAUACAACGAAUGGCUUCAGGAUGGCAGCCAGCUGUCAUCUAACCCCCUAAUGACUCCUGAUAACUUGGGUUCUUCAGGCGCUGCAGUGCAUACAUAUGUCAAAGCCACUUUUCAUGCCUUUAACAAGUACAAAAGGGAAGGAUUUUGUCUCCAGAAUGUUGACAAGGCACCUCUUGCAAAGAGAAGAAAAAUGAAAAAAACGAGUACAAGCACAGAGACACGUAGCAGCUCCAGUGAAAGUUCACAUUCUUCUUCCUCUCAUUCUCAUGGUAAAACUACACCUACAAAGACACUGCAGCCAACAAACCCUACAGACAGCAAUAACCCAGAAACUAUCUUCCAGUUCUCUGACUGAAAAGCAGAGAAUGUUUUGUCUUGAAGAUUUGCGUGGUUAUAAACUGGGCAGUACCUUUGUCUUCUCCCACCCCUCCUCCCUGUGGCUUACAGGCCACAGAAAUAUGUCCGCCGCUUUAGUAAUGUAUUUCAGUCAUAUCUUUUUAGCUUCGUAUUUCAAUACAUUUCUUUUUAGCAUUACGUUUGGUAUCACUGGAUAUGGUAUAAUACUGUAUUACAACCAACAUUAUAUUCACUUGGGAUAAAUUACUAGUCUGCAGUCAAGCUCCUCAUAGUAAGGAGCUAUUCUGCCCUUGGUACAGCUUGGAGGAAAGCUGUUUCUCAGCAUCAGAAUCUUCCACCCAGUUUCUUCUCUGCUAUUAAAAGAAAAGAAAACUCUGUAAAACAUAGAACUCUUGAAUCUUCUGCUUAAAUAUGUCCAUCUAUGUGAAGAAUCUCAUAGCAUUUGAUUCUUCCUGUACAUAAGGAAUGAUUAGUACAAUCCACCAAAGAAGUGAAGUACUCAAAGGCCUCUUAAAUUUGGGAUUACAUUCUAUGCCAUUUAUUUGAAUUUUAAGAACAAAAUGAAGUAUUAUGCAACUCUUAGGUUGCAUUAAAAAGUUGCUCCAUGUAUCUUGUUUUAAACAAUUGAGAAUAUCUUAGAUUUUAUUUAUUUAAUUUUUUAGAAAACAUCUAGAGUAAAAGAUGCCUAAGGUGACGUGUCUAGUCCUGUGAUACAGUAAUUUUUAUUUCUACUUUUUGAAGUUAAUAACUUUUAAAAUGUUUUACAGAUUCUAAAACAUAGUGAUAUUACAGAAAGUGAAAUUUCAUAUUGAAUGUUUGAAAAAUGGUCACGUGUUAAAAUAUCUAUUUCAAGAAUUAAUUAUAAUUUAUAUUUUCUUUUUAUAUUUACACAAGAACUUUAAAAUACUGAGAUUUUUUUAAAAAGGCAAAAACUCCAUUUUCAGCAUUUGUUAUUAUAGGGUCCAUACAAAUAUAUACCAAGUUAUUUGAAUUUUGCAUUGUGCAAAUACGUCAGUAUAAUAGUGACUGUAAAAUAUUAGAAUAUAUGUUUUCUUCUUUGCACUUUAUCACAUCAAAAUGAGAUGUUUUAUAAUAAAGUGCACUCAGAUUUCUCUUCCUACAAGGUGCUGAGCACUGUUUUAUUGGAUUGAGUGACCUGAAAUCCACAUUAUGUGGUGGUUGUGGUCAUUGUGAAGGAGAAUUCUGUACUUUGCAGGAGUGAAUCCCUGUAUAUUAUUCGCUGUUUCCAUUCCUUACUUAAAACUGCAAAACUCUUUCUAUCCUGCUUUUACAUUGUAUAUAACAAAUACUAGACCUGGGCACCUUGUGUGUAGUGUAGUUGUUAACAACUUAUGCACUGGGAAUACUAAAGGGAAAUUAUAUUGAACACUGUGCUUCACAACUUGUUCACUGUGGUGUUCUACAGUGAAGUAUUUCCUACUGUGAUAGUAUAGUAUGUACAUAACUGUUUGGAAUCAUAAAUGUGACUUACAGAAACAUCAGCAUAAACUUUUGAAUCAGCAUAUUUUAUAAAUUUAUGGAGAGCUCUUUUAUUGCUCGUAUUCUCCAUGUCUAGAGACAACUCCAAUUUUGCAAAUGCUUAGAUGUAAGUUUCCACUGAAGUCAGAGCAAGUCAUUGUGUAAAGUCAAUUAAAUGCCUAAAUGUCUGUGAUGGUAGAAUAAUUGACAUGAGGAAUUUGUUAAAAGCUUGUUCUACUAUGAAGUAAACUUAAUCCAAACCCUAUGCAAAAAAAAAAAAAAAGAUACAGAAAUUGUUUAUAUCAGUGGUUUUAUUUAUAGAAUUACAUCAGAUAUCAGUAUUGACAGAUACAAUACAUCCAUGUUUACAGGGAUUGUGUGUAUCAAAACAAGGCUUUGAAGCCCAACAUGUUUGUUCUGUGUUUCUUUAAUAUUAAAUAAUGGCAUUCUGAGGUUUUGGAAUUGCUCAUGUGAAAUAGUUUACUACUUUCUUGAUGUGAAUGUCAACAGUAAUUGCAGCAUUAAUUUCAGGUUGAUGUGAAUAUUGAGAUUUGCACUGUUUAUGUAGAGGUAGUGUAUUUAAAGAUCAGUAUAUGUGCUAAUAACACAACCGAUUUUAAGUGGCUGAUGUUAAAAUAUUGAAAAAUAAUUGUCAAUGUAAUAUAUUCAGGUUUGCUUUCUGAAUGCUCUCUUUGGAAGUGAUCUCAAUAGUGAAAAUGGCUCAUUUGUAAAAGAAUACUUUCCCUCUCCCCAAUAAACUUGCUGUAAAUACAAAAACAACAAUCCACAAUUAAUACUUAUUGUGUAGACAGUACAAGUAAAUUGAGGGAGGGAGAGAAGGUUGUUCUUAAAUUUUAUACCUUAAGGAGUUCUUGGAAUUUAUUGUCGUCUUAGUGAGGAAAAAAAAACAAAAAAGCAAUUUUGGGUUUGAUUUCUUUCAAGAGUAGCAAAAAAUCUUUUGGAUACCAAAUAGUUCUGGAAUAUUUUGACCCUUGUGAAAUAACUUUUUUUUAAAGUGAGAAGGAUCAUACAUUUGUUUUUCUCUUGGGAAAUUUAAGCUGAUGCCUGACAAACUGAUGAAACGAGAAAAAGAAGAUUCAUACGAGAAACUGUAUGCUGCAAAUGAUGGCUGUGUUGUCUGGUGUUGGCUUUUUUUUUUUCCCACACAGGUAUUGAGAGAUUGUUGUGAAUCUAAAAUUAUUAGAUCACUUGCAUCAAAUACAACUUUUACUCAGUAAUAUUUCUCUUUCUUCUUUGUGCUCUACCAGGAGUCAUUUAAUAAAAAAAAAAUUAAAAACAGGAUGGUUUUUUUUGGUCUGGGUAAGUACUCCUAGCUGUUGACUUGCAUUUGCUUUGAACCAGUUACUUGGGGCAGCUGAAAUAUUAUCACCUCUGACUUUCUACUGCCUCUGGGUAACAGAUCUCUUAUAUUGGACACUAAGCUGCUUGGGUUUAUAGAUAGUCAUCUUUACAUAAACAACUUCUGUUUACACUGAUAAAACUGGAUUUGCAAUCUAGGCAGCUCAAGAGUAGGUUCACUUUUUGUUCAAAUGCAGGAGGCUAUUUACUCAUGGCAGAAAGAUGUUCUGUCUCAGCUUAAUCUGUUGCCCAGCCUGGCACUCAAAGUAUGUGAUAAACAUGGACCAAAUUUCUAAUAUUCAUACCACUAUUUCAAAUCUGAAAUAUACAAGCUAAUCUUGAUUAUUACUUAUAAUACUUUCUAUUGCCAUCUUAAAGAAGUGUUAGACUGUAAAUUGUUUAUACUCAAAUUUCAUUUACAGUGCUGCUAUGGGUUAAACAACCUUAAUGUCUAGUAAUGAUUUUUCUUUACUAUUAUCACAUGUGACACAGUUGGCAAUGUUGUGGGCAGAUUUCUUUGAAAGAUUCUUUGAAAAUUUCUUAUCAUUAAAGAUGUUUAUAUUAGCCUUAAAUGUACUAGCUACUAUGUUGCUAAAGCUAUUUCUUUGUAAUAUUUCUUGAAAUGCAGAUAUUAAUAAUGUUAAAGGUUUUAGAGGAAUACGAAGAAGGUUAUAUUUUUACUGUUCCUCUGACUUAGUGAAGUUUCUACCCUUUUUGUAAGGAAAAGCAAGUGAAAUGUUUGUAGAAUGAUCUGGGCGUUUGGCAUUUGUAUUGUUUACUGCUACAGAAAAUAUCUUGAUUAAAAUACUAUAUUAACAGUUCUGAGAGAGAACAUAAAAAUACAGUAUUGCAUCAGAAUGAUUUGAAACUUCUGAGUUGACAGUGCUGAUGUGUGUAUUUUCUCUGCCCUUUUCCAUGGCUGCUUUUUGGAACAAAAUAACGGUACCUGCGCAGCCAUGUUCUCUUGCACUCAUCCAGGAGCAGAAUGCUGUCUUGGAUAAGAAAAAAUUUAAAAAUCACAUGAUUCUCUUAUACGUUUUAUUAGUUCUGAUGAAGUGUUGUAGAAGUCUCUUAAUGUUUCCAGUGCGUAUUAUGUGCAUGCGUGUAGAUUCAUGCUCUGUUGCACAAAUCGAGGCCUCAACUGAAAGUAAUAGACCUUUUUUAAGAGACCCUUUACUUACUGUAUGAAUUCUUGACUUGCACAGAUUCAGAGGAGCAGACAAGGGGACUGCUGCAGAAGAGGAAGAAGGUUAAGGGAGAUCAGUAAUGAGAGGCUUCAGGUGACUUUUUUGUUAUUCAUUAGGUAUAAUUCCAGGUAUUUUUAUAACAAAUCUUACUGUUUUCAUUCUUUUUUCCCGUAUGUGACAGUCUUUCACUGAUUUUUACAUUGCAUAAUGUUGCAUUCCCUUCCUUCAGGAGAUAGAAUGCUUCUGCUUCUGUGUCUUGAUCUUUGUUUACCUGUCAGAAAUGCUUCUGAGUUAGCUCUCUUGAUCCACAGGGCUCUGGAGUCUGUAAAAAGUAAUAUUGCAGGCUAUUGGCUAGCUCUUGCCCACUCUGUCACUUUUAUGUUUUGCUUUUUCAAUACAUACUGGGUGUUCAGAGCACCUACAUAGGAAAGACGAUCUAGGAAUCAGGAUUAUUCCAGUACUGUGUACUAGGACAGAGUAAUGAUGCUCUCAAUUACUUAAACUAGUGGGAGUAGUCUUGUCUGUUGUGCCUGGAUGCAGCAAGAGCAGAGAAAUGUAAGACACCUGAAAUUAUGUGAAUUUGAAUAAAGCACACUUUUUUAAUGGUCUUCAUGUUCUUUUUGGUGGAAAGGAAAAUUCCAGAUUUCUUGGGAGUCAAUGGUAAGUGAGAUGAGAUGGUACAGACUGGUUUGGAUGCCUCCUGUCACCCUCAGGGCUGUUCCUGGUCUUCCUGGCCCCCAGCUCUGGUCUUUUCCUGGUUCGGGUGUUAUUACCUCUCAGCCAGCCUGUGUUCUGUCAACUUCACUGAGACAUCUUGGUGAAUGCUGAUAAUAAAAGGGAUUGUUUUUGAAGUAGCAGUGAAAGACUGCAAAACUUAAUGCAUUACUGCAAUUUUUGAAAGCUUGUAUUCUAUUCAAAUGUAGAAAGGAGUCCCUGCUAUUCACACAUGUUGGCAACUAAUCUGGCUGUAUCAAAAAAAUAAAAAAAUAAAAAAUCCUGUGGAGUUAUGCUAAAUUCUUUUGAAAUGCUAACAAUAAAGCCAAGAAAAGUGGAGCUCUUUAAUUGCUAAGGAGCUGUUCAAAAACCUGUCACAGAUGAAACUACAAGUUGAUUGCAUGCUUGCUGCAUUUUUCUCAAUACAAAUGUAAUUUUACUCUUGUCAACAAAUCAAACUUCAUCAAAUCUUAAAAUUGGGAUCUCAUUUAUGUUUGUUUGAUUUUCUUUGUCAUUGUUCUUUUAAAAUGCAUUAUUCUCUUCGUAUGAUUGUGACAGAAGGCUUAUUUUCAUAAGGAAGAGGAAAAUCUAAGGUUUUGGGAUAAGACCUUGUGACCUACCAAAAGAAUUCUUCUGGGAAAGGUAAUCACUGUUCUUUGCUAGUUUAGUUUUACAUAGAUCUAUCUUACUAAUAUUUGCAGACCAUAACAAAAUUUAUCUUAGUGCAUUUUAUAUCAGUUCUGAGUGUAAUCUUGUGUUUGACACUUUUCAGGUCUGCUAAAAUAUGUUUCAUGUAUAAACCAGUUUUUGUAAUUAUGGCAAAGUGAAAAGAAAGGAGGAAAAAAGUUUGCAGUCUGUGAUGCAAAAAAGGGGCAGUGCUGAAGGAUUGCUCCAACUUGUGUUUACGAGUGACAAGGAAAUCAGAGUACCAUUGUAUGGCCUGAAGGAAUGUACUCAUACUUAAGUCUUUAUCCUGUUUCCUUUUAAAAUAAAUGUAUUGUGAGGAAGAGAAACUAAAUUAAUUCACGAAAAUAGUGAGUUCUCAAAUCUUUUCUCUGAUGUCUCUUUAGUGAUUUCUCCUUUGAAUAUGUAGCUCAGCUAUACAUAAUACUUACUCUCUUAAAGCUAUGCAUACUUGAGGAAACAGGAUUCCACUGUAACUUUAUUGUACAGUGAUUGUGUAAAUCAGAACUCAAGGUGCUAUAUCCCUGCUGCUGUAAAGGUCAAAUGUUAAUACUAUUCUGUAUAAUUUAUUUGCCACAUCAAGCCACUUGGUGUGAUUUAAAGACUGUCAGACUGGAAGGAAAAGUUGAGAUCUCUUUCAAGGGAACACCGAAGUAGGAGAGAACAAGCCUUUAAUCGUAACUCACAUCUGUAUUGCAAAUGUGAAUAAAAGUUUGGCAUUGGCUUUCAACCUUGGCAGUCUAAUCAUCAAGGUGCUGGGGCAGCAAAUUUUGUUGCUUCCAAAUGUCAUAGGAUUGCCAAGGUUGGAAAAGACCUCUGAGAUUAUCCAGACCCUAAUGCACUGAUCUCCUUCACUUAUGGAGAAGAAAAUCUGCAGUAUUGUUUUUUAUUAGUCUUUUACCAGAAUGCCAGUAGAAUAUAUCCUCUAUAAUUUCCUACCUUUACCUUUUGAAGUUGUAAAUGCAGGAAUACAUUAGUGAGGAAUUCUGACAGCUAGUUAUAAAGGAGCAGGCUGUGUUAAUUUGCACUAAGUUGAACAGGACGUGCUAUUUCUUGUUUCAGUGUUGGCAGGGAGGGAGAAGAGGCAAAGAAAUGCAAAAAAGGAGUAUUGAGCUCAUAAUUUACAGGACAUUCUGAUUUCAAAGAAUUGUUUUUGAAGAAUGUACUAAAGAUCCUUCCAAACUUUUUGAGGAAAAAAAAAUACCUAUCAAUGUUUUUCUUGGAGGGGAGUGGUGCCAUUGUCUAACUUCUAAGGCAUCAAUACGUACAUGUUCAGUCUUGAUUUCCUUAACUCAUUUUAUACCAUUUUUCAACACAUUAUAGUGAAGUAUAUGCUUAUCUCCAAAAUUCUUAGUCAUGUCAAAAGAUGCAAAACUUUGCAGCAGAAUUUUACCAAAAAGGAAGCUGAAGAAUUUUAAUAAUUUAUUUUACCCAGCUUUGGGAUAUUCAGGAAAUGAAAUGUGGAUUUAUUUAUUUAUUUUUUUAAAUGUGGAAAAAAGUAGAAGAGGUGUGACCAUUCUGUGAAUGCAGUAAUGGAAGAAGAACAAGCCGUUUGCUGGAAGACAUCUCUAAAAGUCAUCAGAUUUUUGCAGAUCCAGGUGCUGGUUGAAUGUUCUUCUCUCUAAAGCUGUUAAAGCUUAACCAGGCUGAUCCAGAGGGUGGUAAGCUCAGCCUGGUGUCCUGCCUGUCAGAAUUAUUGGCUUAUGAAAAUCUAUUGGUGGAGCUUCUCCCUUAAGAGGUACUUCCCUUUACGUGCCAGUCUUACUAACCUCCAAGGAAUGAACAGCAGCUUUUUAGUUGAUCAUGUCCUUUGUCUGUGUUGGGAUGAUAACUCAUAAUAUGUUUUGAUCUUCAGUCUAUUUUCUUUUCCAGGUCAUGGUGUUCAGACAUAAGAAAGCAGUUUUUUGUUGCCUUAAAUUGUGUGGGUAACCACUGUGGUGGCUUCAAAGUUAGUGCAAAGCAAUCUGAAGAAGUGUAUUAUGUCAUUAUGAACAACUCAGGCCCCAUCUGCAGUACUGCAUCCUGGCUUGGAGCCCCCAGUAAUGGAAGGACGUGGAGCCCUCAGAGCGGGUUCAGAGGAGGGCCUCUAAGAUGAUCAGAGGGCUGGAGCACCGCUGCUAUGAGGAGAGGUUGAGGGAACUGGGUUUGUUUUAGCUUGGAGAAGAGGAGGCUCCAAGGAGACCUCAUUGUGGCCUUCCAGUACUUGAAGGGAGCAUAUAAACGGGAGGGGGAACCUUAGUUUCCUUUAGGAGAGGCUUUUUGAACUGUGCACAGCAUAAAGCAAUAUUGGUAUUCUCCUGGAUAGCUGGUGAUCUUGCAUGCCUGUUGUUCCACUGACACUUAAAGUCAUGCUGGUAACUUUUUGUGGAAAAAAAAAGUUAAAAAUAAAACUGAGUAUAUGAAUUUUAUGCACAUGGUACUCAGAUGAAUCCAGCUUUGUAGGUAGUAACCCAAGGUGUCUGUUGUUAGUUAUGCACUACUUCUGUGGCAGGAGGGAGAAGUAUCCAAACUACUUUCUAGAGUAGACUGAUAGCAUUUGUAACAGCUUAGACUGAUCCAAUCUCCAGCACUGUCAGGAGCUUGACAAAAAAAAAAAAGAAAA
Lagopus muta (rock ptarmigan) is the source of this 10841-nucleotide messenger RNA. RefSeq names its product ribosomal protein S6 kinase A5 (gene RPS6KA5). Lineage: Eukaryota; Metazoa; Chordata; Aves; Galliformes; Phasianidae. Gene Ontology annotation, biological process: intracellular signal transduction; protein phosphorylation; regulation of DNA-templated transcription. The transcript is spliced from 17 exons. The record is from RefSeq and is a predicted model, not a curated record. The coding region runs from base 445 to 2814 and encodes 789 amino acids. Gene Ontology annotation, molecular function: ATP binding; magnesium ion binding; protein serine/threonine kinase activity.